Molecule: messenger RNA, 585 nt
Organism: Lycium ferocissimum
Lineage: Eukaryota; Viridiplantae; Streptophyta; Magnoliopsida; Solanales; Solanaceae
Product: kirola-like
Exons: 2
Coding region: 121-561 (146 amino acids)
Biological process (GO): defense response
Source: RefSeq, a predicted model, not a curated record
GGAGGGAUAAUAUUUUAUUCUAGCUUUUCACAGAACAUUAAAAUCUAUAUAAGGCCAACCUCUAUACAUUUCGUCGCCACUUUUUUUUUCACAACAUUUUGCUAUACCGAAGAAGAAAAUAUGGGUGUGAAAGGCAAGUUGACUGCUUCCAUAGAGGUGAAGUGUGGAGGACAUUUGAUUCAUGAUCUUCUUCAUUCCAAUACUAAUCAUUUAUCCAAUAUUACCCCUAGAAUCAACCGUCUUGAUAUCCAUCAAGGUGGAAUCAUGAAGGUUGGUUCCAUAGUUAGUUGGAAAUAUAACGAAGACGGAAAAGAGAAGAUUGUUAAGGAGGUGAUUGAAGCCAUCGAUCAUCAAAAGAAAUCAAUCACUUGGAAAGUGAUUGAAGGAGAUGUGUUGGAGUUUUACAAUUCCUUCAGUAUCAUCACAUCCUGUGAACACCAGUGGGCUACAUGGGCAAUAGCAUACGAGAAGAAAACUGCAGACACUCCAGACCCUCUCGUUUACUUGGGUUUUGCCCUGGAAUUUAUGAAAGAUAUAGAGAGUCACCUUCUCAAGAAAUAGAAAAUAUAUGUGUUGUUCAAUGGC